AAGUUUCACUCAUCUGCAUAUCCAUGUCACCCAAACCCCCUGCUCUACUCCGAUUCUGCAUGCCAUUUUCAUCGAAAGCCAAAUGGAAUUCAAAUCAAGAACUGAGCUCAAAGAUCUCUCAUCCUACUCUACUCCUCAUCGAGUCCUGCAAUUCCAUGUCCCAGCUCAAGCAAAUCCAGGCCAAUAUGACAAGGACUGGCCUCAUAUUUCACACCUUCCCCGUCAGCAGACUCCUUUCCUUCUGCGCUUUGGAUGAUUGUGGAGAUGUACAUUAUGCAAGGUUGCUCUUUUCACAGAUUUCAGAACCCAAUGUGUAUAUUUGGAAUACCAUCAUUAGGGGUUACGUUAAGGCUGAGCUUAGAGAAAUGGGAUUGUCCAUUUUCAGUGGAAUGAUUAGGGAAAAUAUAGAAAUGGAUGAAAGAAGCUACGUUUUUGCGCUGAAAGGUUGCGGGUUUUUAGGAGGGUUUUGUGUGGGGGAGUCGGUGCAUUGUAGGAUUAGGAAGCUCGGCUUUUGUGAAUAUUUGGUUUUGAAGAAUUGUUUGAUUUAUUUUUAUGGGGAGAGUGGAAGGAUGCUUUGUGCGAAGAAGGUGUUUGACGAAAGUUCUGUGAGGGAUGUGGUGUCCUGGACUUCAUUAAUGGAUGGGUAUGUGAAAAAGAGUAUGGCUGGUGAGGCAUUGGCAUUAUUUCGUACAAUGUGUUGCAGUGGGGUUGAGCCGACCGAGGUUACAAUGAUAGAAGUGUUCUCUGCAUGUGCGCAGAAGGGGGACUUGAAGUUAGGGAAGUACUUUCAUGCUUUUAUGGAGAAGAGAGGUGUGAAAUGCCGUGGUCUGAAUUUGCUGAAUGCAAUACUGGACAUGUAUGUAAAGUGUGGUUGUUUGCCUAUGGCUAAAGAGCUGUUUGGGAAGAUGGAAGAAAAAGAUGUUUUUUCAUGGACAACUAUGAUAAACGGGCAUGCCAGGUAUGGGGAAGUGGACCUAGCAAGGAAGUAUUUUACUGACAUGCCCCGUAGAAGUGUUGUAUCAUGGAAUGCGAUGAUUGCGUGCUAUUCACAGAACAACAGACCUGGGGAGGCCUUGGAGCUUUUUCAUGAAAUGGAGAGAGAAGGUGUGGUGCCCAUGGAGAGCACUUUGGUGUGUGUGCUCUCUGCUUCUGCUCAAUCGGGUUCCUUGAAUAUAGGCAAACGGGUUCACGAUUACUAUGUUAAGGAAAGGAGGAUUCAGUGCAGUGUAAUUCUGGUGAAUGCGCUAAUUGAUAUGUAUGCAAAAUGUGGGAACAUUGAUGCCGCUGAGGAACUCUUCACUGCAAUGACCCAAAGAGAUUUGGUGUCCUGGAAUUCAUUGAUAGUCGGGUGUGCUUCUCACGGGCUUGCUGAGAGGGCACUCUCUCUUUUUGACCAAAUGAUGACUUUAGAGUUUGUUCCUGAUGAGAUCACAUACGUAGGCGUUCUCUCGGCAUGCGCUCAUGGGGGAUUGGUGAACGAAGGCUGGGGGCAUUUCAGGAACAUGAGAAAAUUCGGGUUAAUGCCAGUAAAAGAGCAUUAUGCAUGCCUGGUUGAUUUGCUCAGCAGAGUUGGGCGACUCGGGGAUGCAUACGAGGUUAUAAGAACAAUGCCUAUGGAAGCAGAUGCAGCUGUUUGGGGUGCCCUUCUCAAUGGUUGCAGAAUGCAUGGGAGUGUUGAGUUAGGAAGACUCUCCGGUCUAAAGCUCUUAGCUUUGGACCCUGAAGACAGUGGCAUCUACAUGCUUCUUGCAAGUCUAUUUGCGAACGAGCGAAAAUGGGUUGAUGUGAGUGAGUUCAGAGGCAUGAUGAGAAGUAAAGGGGUCAAGAAGAACCCGGGGUGUAGCUCGAUAGAAGUGGAGGGAAGGUUUCAUGAGUUUGUUGCUUCAGAUAGGUCACACCCUCAAUCCAAAGUUAUACGUAAGGUGCUUGAUGAGAUUUUCUUCGUGUCGAAAUUGGAAGACCAACACCAUACACUGCAAAUGUAAUUCAUGACAACAGUCUGUUUGCCUAGUCCAUGCAAUGUCCCAUGAUUUUGUCCUUAGUCUAGGAACUUUGCUGAUUAGUUCUGCCAAGAGGAUAAAUUAUGGGUCUACCU
Molecule: messenger RNA, 2095 nt
Organism: Cuscuta campestris
Lineage: Eukaryota; Viridiplantae; Streptophyta; Magnoliopsida; Solanales; Convolvulaceae
Source: the annotation of a GenBank genome assembly